Molecule: messenger RNA, 3753 nt
Organism: Lepisosteus oculatus (spotted gar)
Lineage: Eukaryota; Metazoa; Chordata; Actinopteri; Semionotiformes; Lepisosteidae
Source: RefSeq, a predicted model, not a curated record
CGGCGCCUGUGUGACCUGCGCCUCUUUCACCCCAUUCUGAAGGUCAUCGAGCCCGUAGGAAACCGAGAGGAGAAAAUCCUGAACAGAGAAAUUGGCUUCGCCAUCGGCAUGCCCAUCUGCGAGUUUGAGCUGGUGAAGGACCCGGAGGUGCAGGACUUCAGACGGAGCAUUCUGAGCGUGUGCCGGGAGGCCAUGGAGGAGCGCGAGGGGGGGGGCGCCCACAGCCAGGCACUGUACGUCUAUCCUCCCAACGUCGAGUCCUCGCCCGAACUGCCCCAGCACAUCUACUGCAAACUGGACAAGGGGCGCCUGAUUGUGACGAUCUGGGUCAUAGUGUCCCCGUCCAAUGACAAACAGAAGUACACCCUGAAGACGCCCCACGACUCGCUGCCCGAGCAGCUGAUCGCCGAAGCCAUCCGCAAGAAGACGCGCAGCAUGCACCUGUCUCCCGAGCAGCUGCGGCUGUGCGUGCAGGAGUACCAGGGCCAGUACAUCCUGAAGGUGUGCGGCUGUGACGAGUACCUGCUGGAGAAGUACCCGCUCAGCCAGUACAAGUACAUCCGCAGCUGCAUCACCAUCGGCCGCCUGCCGCACCUCAUGCUGGUGUCCAAGGACAGUCUGUACAGCCAGCUCCCGGCCAGCGGGUUUGUCACCCCCUCCUACAGCCGCCGCACGCCCCAGCCCAGCCCCUGCCUUGGUGGGGCCGACCCCAGCCCCCCGCGCCCGCUCUGGGCCUUCAGCAGCCCGCUCAGGGUCCGGCUGCUCUGCGCCACCUACGUCAACGUCAACAUCCGGGACAUUGACAAGAUCUACGUGCGGACGGGUAUCUACCACGGAGGGGAGCCGCUGUGUGACAACGUGAACACCCAGAGAGUGCCCUGCUCCAAUCCCAGGUGGAAUGAGUGGCUGACGUAUGACAUUCCAUUAUUUGACCUCCCCCGCUCCGCCCGCCUCUGUCUCUCCAUCUGCUCGGUCAAAGGCCGUAAGGGGGCCAAAGAGGAGCACUGUCCGCUGGCCUGGGGUAAUGUCAACCUGUUUGACUACAAGGAUACUCUGGUCAAUGGGAAGAUAACCCUUGGCCUGUGGCCUGUGCCCCAUGGCCUGGAGGACCUGCUGAACCCCAUCGGGGUUGCAGGAUCAAACCCCAACAAGGAGACGCCAUGUGUGGAGCUAGAGUUCCCCUGGUUCAGCCAUGCAGUCCGGUUCCCGGAUGAGCAGCAGGUGGAGGAACACGCCAACUGGACCAUCUCCCGGGAGCUGGGGUACAACUGCUGCCUGCUGGGAAUGAGCAAUCGCCUGGCCUGCGACAGCAGCGUGUCCCAGACGGACGUGGACCAGCUGCGCAGUAUCUGCAGCCGCGACCCCCUGUACGAGCUGUCGGAGCAGGAGAAGGACUUCCUCUGGAGACACCGGCAUUACUGUGUCAAUAUCCCGGAGAGUCUGCCUAAACUGUUGCUUUCUGUGAAGUGGAACUCAAGGGACGAAGUGUCUCAGUGGACUGUAGUGUCCAGUGUGUCUGUAUUAACCCCUCUGUCCCUCAGGUCAGAGAUGCACAAUAAGACAGUGUCCCGACGGUUCGGGCUGCUGCUGGAGGCGUUCUGCCGGGGCUGUGGCAUGUACCUGAAGCACCUGAACCGACAGGUGGAGGCCAUGGAGAAGCUCAUCAACCUGACUGACACCCUGAAGCAGGAGAAGAAGGACGAGACCCAGAAGACCCAGAUGAAGUUCCUGGUCGAGCACAUGAGCCGGCCGGACUACAUGGAGGCUCUGCAGGGCUUUGUCUGUCCACUGAACCCUGUACACCAGCUGGGCAACCUCAGGCUGGAGGAGUGCCGCAUCAUGUCCUCAGCGAAGCGCCCCCUGUGGCUGAACUGGGAGAACCCCGACAUCAUGAGCGAGCUGCUCUUCACCAACAACGAGAUCAUCUUCAAGAACGGAGAUGGUGAGGCAGCGGUGGGGGGGAGUGUGUGUGCUAAGAACAGCGGGAAACUCUUGCUGGCGUGUGUUUGUCUGGAGUGGUGGAGAAAUCACACACAAAUCCCGAGAUAUGGCUGUCUGUCGAUAGGGGACUGUGUGGGACUGAUCGAGGUGGUGAAGAACUCUCAUACCAUUAUGCAGAUCCAGUGUAAGGGUGGCCUGAAGGGGGCUCUGCAGUUCAACAGCAACACACUGCACCACUGGAUCAAGGACAAGAACCGGGGCGAGGCGUACGACCGGGCGAUUGACCUGUUCACGCGCUCCUGUGCGGGCUACUGUGUUGCCACCUUCAUCCUGGGCAUCGGCGACAGGCACAACAGCAACAUCAUGGUGAAGGAGAAUGGACAGCUGUUCCACAUUGAUUUUGGACACUUCCUUGACCACAAGAAGAAGAAGUUUGGGUACAAGCGAGAGCGUGUUCCCUUUGUCCUGACACAGGACUUCCUUAUUGUCAUCAGCAAGGGGACACCAGAGUGCACCAAGACCAAGGAGUUUGAGAGGUUCCAGGAGAUGUGCUAUAAGGCAUACCUGGCAAUCCGACAGCAUGCCAACCUCUUCAUCAACCUCUUCUCCCUGCUACUGGGCUGUGGCAUGCCAGAGCUCCAGUCCUUUGAUGACAUUGCCUACCUGCGCAAGACGCUGGCACUGGAGAAGAGCCAACAGGAGGCGCUAGAGUACUUCACCAAGCAAAUGAAUGAUGCCCACCAUGGAGGCUGGAGUACUAAGAUGGACUGGAUUUUCCACACCAUCCGGCACAUGCCCAAUGACCACUGACCAGAGACUGGCACACUGCUGGCCCCGCUGCCCAAUGUCCACUGACAGAGACGGGUACACUGACUCAACAAACAUGAGACAAUCAGACCUACAAGCAAGUGUCUUUCUGGACCUGGCCCUCCGACUGAUCGACUGGCACACCUACACCCCCGAGAGACGCAGGCUUCACACAGCCGGCCACUGGACUGGACCCGACCAGACUGGACUCUUGCUGCACUCAGAUGGGCCCGUAGUGCUGCUGUGGCCGUGGAGCAGGGCACUACGACAUUGACUGCGCUGGGCAGGGAAGCUAGAUGUAUUCACACACUGCACUACGCAAUUGUAUUUACUGCACUACAGUGCUAUUCUAGAGUCGCACUGCACAUGUGAACUGCACUAAUUAACAAUCCCUAAUCAUCAUCAUCAUCAUCUUGCUAUGGUAGGCCUCUCUGCUGCUGUAUUCGGGUCUGUCACUGCUCUAGCACCUCGACACCCGUGAGCUCCUUCAUCGGGUCUGAAGAGUCUGGCUCGUCUCCGAUACAGCAUGUGCAAUAAGACUGAUCAUUCCUCUCCUUCUUCGUGUUCGUGGGAAUUGUGAUGAUGAUGAUGAUGUUAAUGACAUUACCCUCCCAAGUGGGAAGUUUUAGUCUUCCGAUCUUCGGCACGUGAGACCCAGAAACGUUUUCUUUUUUAAUCCUGUUUGUUGUGUUGGACGUGUUGGGCUCCCCUCCUCCCGGUCCGGUUCUUACAGGAGCCUGCGUGAGUCUGGAAGGCGGGAUGACAUCACCCCCCAUCCCCCUUUCCCAUGGGGAGAAGGAUCGCUGUGCGCUAGUCCGUUCUCCCCACCGGAGGGGUGUGUGUGCCCUGCGGGAAACAGGCUGGAAGGGAUUGCAAUAGCUUGACCUCUGCAGGUCCCCCCCACAGUAAAGAGAAGAUCACUUUCUUGGCCAUAUACAAUGUCUCGUAUUAGGAAUUUGUCUUUUCGCAUACCCCAGCUUGCUCUCCAUGAGACACACAGACGGA